UUCUAUUCUUGGUAUUGUUCAGAGCUCUUGCUGACACUUCAACAGAGGUUAAGAGACGUCAAGCCAAAUCCCAACGAAAAGAACUAUCGAUCAUGCCAAAUAAUUUAAUGUUCCUUGGACAAAUGCUUUGUGCUUGGCGAUGUGGAGAAGUUGUUACAAAAGAUUUGCAAAGAUGGUUACAGGAAGGUUUAAUGGAGAUUUUGAUUGUCGUAGAAGACUGA
Molecule: messenger RNA, 221 nt
Organism: Funneliformis geosporum
Lineage: Eukaryota; Fungi; Glomeromycota; Glomeromycetes; Glomerales; Glomeraceae
Source: the annotation of a GenBank genome assembly